Messenger RNA from Colias croceus (clouded yellow), 2982 nucleotides. It is a transcript of the gene SRPK, whose product is annotated as SRSF protein kinase 3. Gene Ontology annotation, biological process: spliceosomal complex assembly; regulation of mRNA processing; protein phosphorylation. Bases 116 to 1927 code for a protein of 603 amino acids. The record is from RefSeq and is a predicted model, not a curated record. Lineage: Eukaryota; Metazoa; Arthropoda; Insecta; Lepidoptera; Pieridae. The transcript has a single exon. Gene Ontology annotation, molecular function: ATP binding; protein kinase activity.
UGUUCGAACGCAUUUUGUUCUGUCUGCAACCGGCCGCCAUACUCAAACAAAAAGAUUGAGAUGAAAAGAUAAAUUUACUUAGAUCGAACUGGUUGAAAGUGUUGUAAUUUACUAAAUGAGUUCUAAAUCAGAUGUAAAUAGGAGAGUACUCGCCAUUCAGGCGAAAAAGAAACGUCACAAAUUGGGGAAGAAGAAAAAUCGAGAGGAGGAUCACGGCGCUGGUGUACAAGGGAACGGGGUGCGCAAUCAAAAUCAGAAUCGCCUCGAACCAACACACAGUUCUUCCAAUGAAACGAUUGAAGAGGAUGAUGACGAACAAUAUGCUAGUGAUGACGAGGAACAAGAAGAUAGUGCCGACUAUUGUAAGGGUGGUUACCAUCCUGUCAAAAUCGGAGACUUAUUCCUAAAUCGCUACCACGUCACUAGGAAGUUGGGAUGGGGUCAUUUUUCAACGGUAUGGCUCUGUUGGGAUCUUGUCGAUAAGCGAUUCGUCGCUCUGAAAGUAGUCAAGUCAGCGCCGCAUUUCACAGAAACAGCUCUAGACGAAAUUAAAAUACUUAAAGCUGUCCGCGACAGCGACCCUACUGAUCCAAAAAGGAAUAAAACUGUUCAAUUAUUAAAUGAUUUUAAAAUUACAGGUGUAAAUGGCACCCAUGUAUGUAUGGUGUUUGAGGUUCUAGGUCAUCAUCUUUUGAAGUUGAUAUUAAAAUCCAACUACAGAGGAAUACCUCGAGAAAAUGUUAAAACUAUAAUACGACAAGUUUUAGAAGGCUUGGAUUAUCUUCAUACAAAGUGUAAGAUAAUUCACACUGAUAUUAAGCCAGAAAAUGUGUUAGUAUGUGUUGACGAGUCCUAUAUUCGCAAAUUAGCGGCUGAAGCAACAGAAUUACAUUCCUUGGGUCUCAGAUUACCUCAUUCUCUGAUUAGUACGGCACCAAAGGAAUUUCAAGAGCAAGUUGUAACAGGUAAAAUGAGUAGAAAUAAAAAAAAGAAGUUAAAGAAAAAGGCAAAACGCCAAUCUAUGCUACUUAAAAAGCAAAUGGAACAAAUUGAAGAAAUGGAAGAGCAGAAAAAGGUUACAAAUAAUAGUGAGUCUGCACCCAUGUCCCAAGAUAAUGAUGAAUCACCCCAAACUCCAGAUGAGGUGAGUGUUGUAGAGACUCGAUCUGAAAAUGAUUCUACAGUAAAUGGGUGCAAUGAUAAUCAAAGAGCUGAUGAGGAGGCGUUUGAUACUGACGCAGAUGCUGUGCAAGUGAGAACUAAGCAGUACAGCUGUGGUGAUGAUGCAGGCACUCCAAUGUCAGAAGGAGAAAUGACUGACACACCACCAUCCUUUAAUUCUCAAAAUAAAAAAUCUCUUGAUAAAAGACCUGACCCUGCAUUUGAUAUUUGUGAUGUUGAAGUAAAGAUUGCAGAUUUAGGCAAUGCUUGCUGGGUUCACCGCCACUUCACAGAAGACAUACAGACCCGGCAAUAUAGGUCAUUAGAGGUUUUACUCAGUGCUGGCUAUGGAACAUCAGCUGACAUUUGGAGUACCGCAUGUAUGGCAUUUGAAUUAGCAACAGGAGAUUAUCUUUUUGAACCUCAUUCUGGAGAAGGAUAUAGUCGAGAUGAAGAUCAUCUAGCUCAUAUAAUCGAGCUAUUAGGUGACAUUCCCAAGAGGAUUGCUGCAUCUGGGAAAUAUUCAAAAAUAUUCUUCAAUAAAAAGGGUGAAUUGAGAAAUAUAACUGGCCUGAAACCGUGGGGAUUAGUAUCUGUAUUAACUGAAAAAUAUGAAUGGAGUCAGAGUGAUGCAGAAGAAUUCGCUGAUUUCUUAAAACCUAUGUUAGAUUUUGAUCCAAAUCGGCGAGCCACUGCAUAUGAGUGCCUUCAGCACCCCUGGCUGAAGCUGGCCAAACAAGAACAAACUGAAUCUGAGGAUAAUUGAAGCUGCUCUCUUUGAUGUAUGAAUGAUUGUUAACAUUCAUAAAAUCAGUAGUGUCAACUUACUAUUUCAAUGUUUUAUGUUUUAAUCAAAAGUUUAUUUAUGGAUUUGUUUGUGAAUGGUUUCAUUUGUACUUGUAUUGUUAGCUGUCCUUGAUUCCAUAAAUUAUGUACAAUAUAAUUGAUGCUGAUAAAGAGAUAUAGUAUAUUAAAGUAGCAAUGUAUAUAAUACACCUGCUGCUCAAAUGUAGUGCAUCAAAUUAGAUGAGCAUUAUUGGCAUUCAGAUAACACCAAUUACCAAAAUUGUACAGAUAGCUGUAGUAAAAAUUGUGAUGUAUGAUGAUAGACAAUAUAGGUUUUAUCACAUUAACCUUUAGGAAUUUAUUAGUUGAUUUAGUAAUGCACUAAAGCCACUCUUAAUGUGAGAAACCUUAAGAUGUCGAGCAUGUAUACUGUAGCCAUUCAGGUAGUAGAUAUUUCACAUAGUUUAAGUUUGUCUUUUAUCACUAUCACAAAAAUCUCAUAAUGUAAACUAGAAAGUAAGACAGUAUUUGUAAUACCACAAUUCCGAGACUGCCUUUUUAUAUUUGAUGAGUCACUUAAAUUUACAAUGGUUGGAGUUAAUACAGAGGCAGCGUGAUACAGUGACCUUAACCAGUUGAUAUAGUUAUAUUAUUAUUUAACAUAGAUCCCGAUUUACAUGACCAUAAUUUGUAUUAAUUAUAUCUGCAAAUUUACAUGAAUAAAAUUAUAAAACGAGCUUGUUACUAUUGAUUUUUACUUUGUAUCUCCGCAUUAACCUAACUACACAGUCACUUCAGUUUGUUUUUUGAAUAAUUUUUAUGCUAUUUAAGUUUUGUGUAUUACAAAAAAGGGUGGAGCAGGAAAUAGGUUAUAUUGUCUUGUUAUGCAGCGCCUGUGGCCAUAUUAUUGUAUGUUGGUAACAAUUGUGUUAUAUGAGAUGCUAUGUUACGGUGGCAUGAGCACAUUUAAUUUUAGAUGUGCCAUGAACAGCAAUAGAUUCUUUGAUAAUUAUUAAAAUGACUUCUCCUGCUCUA